AUAUAACUCAUUGGCAUUAGCUUAAGACGAGUGAAGAUGGCGGAUGUGUUGAGUGUUCUUCGUCAGUACAACAUCCAGAAAAAAGAAAUAGUUGCUAAAGGAGAUGAGGUAAUGUUUGGAGAGUUCUCUUGGCCGAAAAAUGUCAAGACCAACUACAUAAUCUGGGGAACGGGCAAAGAGGGACAGCCUAAAGAGUACUACACAUUGGACUCGAUCCUGUUCCUGCUCAACAAUGUGCAUCUACCGCAUUCAUCUUAUGUCAGAAGAGCUGCAACAGAAAACAUCCCAGUUGUCAGACGACCGGAUCGAAAGGGUUUGCUGUCAUACCUCAAUGGAGAGAUUUCAACCUCCACGAGCAUCGACAGGAGUGCACCCAUAGAAAUAGGUCUUCAAAGGCCGACACAAAUAAAAAGAGCAGCUGAUGAAGUUUCUUCUGAAGCAAAAAAACCAAGAGUGGAAGAUGAGGAGGUGCGUCUUGAUAAAGAGCGUUUCGCUGCUCGUCUGGAGGGCCACAAAGAGGGAAUCGUCCAGACUGAUCAGAUCAGAUCUCUGUCCGAGGCCAUGUCCGUUGAAAAGAUCGCUGCCAUUAAGGCCAAGAUUAUGGCCAAGAAACGUUCAACCAUCAAACCGGAUUUGGACGAUGACAUCCCCCUGAAGCAGAGAAGCUUUGUGGACGCAGAGGUGGACGUCACCAGGGACAUCGUCAGCCGUGAGAGGGUCUGGAGGACCAGGACCACCAUUCUCCAGAGCACCGGAAAGACGUUCUCCAAGAACAUCUUUGCCAUCCUUCAGUCGGUGAAAGCCAGAGAGGAAGGGCGAGCGCCGGAGCAGAGACCAGCACAGAACACUACCCAAGUGGAUCCGUCUUUGAGGAACAAGCAGCCCAUUCCUGCCGCCUACAACAGAUAUGAUCAGGAGCGAUUCAAAGGAAAAGAAGAAACCGAGGGUUUCAAAAUCGACACCAUGGGCACGUACCACGGCAUGACCCUCAAGUCGGUGACGGAAGGAGCAUCUGCUCGGAAAGCUCAGACCCCGGCGCUGCAGCCUGUUCCUCGUCCAGUUUCACAAGCCAGACCUCCUCCCAACCAAAAGAAAGGGUCUCGGACCCCCAUCAUCAUCAUCCCCGCUGCCACCACCUCCCUCAUCACAAUGCUCAACGCUAAAGAUCUCCUCCAGGAUCUAAAGUUUUUGACGUCAGAAGACAAGAAGAAGCAGGGCAUCCAGCGGGACAAUGAGGUUCUGCUGCAGAGGCGCAAAGACCAGAUCCAGCCCGGUGGCACAACGCUGAGCGUCACCGUCCCAUACCGCGUCAUCGAUCAACCUCUCAAACUGGCGCCCCAAGACUGGGAUCGAGUGGUGGCUGUGUUUGUGCAAGGACCUGCCUGGCAGUUCAAAGGCUGGCCCUGGCUGCUGCCCGACGGAUCUCCUGUUGACAUUUUUGCCAAAAUUCGAGCUUUUCAUUUAAAGUACGAUGAGGUGAAGAUGGACCCAAAUGUGCAGAAGUGGGACGUGACCGUCCUGGAGCUGAGUCGCCACAGACGCCACCUCGACCGACCCGUCUUCUUGCGAUUUUGGGAAACCCUUGACAGAUACAUGGUGAAACACAAAUCCCACCUCAGGUUCUGAGUUCAGAAAAUAUUCCCGGAGAAUCCCACAAACUGGUUCCACAGCCUUCCAGCUCUGCUCAGCCCACCUGUCAUCCGAGCUCCGCCAACACCGCCCUUCAUUCACAUGGCUGAUGAAGAGGAGGAGGAGGAUGACGAUGGAUCUUUUGAAUUUUCCAGUUCUCACUUGACUUGCUAGAUUUGUUGCUCCAGACAUUUAGAACUAGUUUUUUCUGUUUUCCUUUCAAUUGUUUUCUGUUUAACAUUAAAAAAAAGGCAACAUAAGUUCCAAACGAAAAACUGGGUGAAGGCAGGAGACUUUUUGAGAUGUGUGAGAGCAGCAUGAAAGUAGAGCAGCUUCAGAGACUUUAUUACACUUUUACUUUGUGCGUUUAAGGUCUGAAUGUAUAUACACGCCAUCAGCUGUCAGGAGGCAACGCUCUUCGAGUAACGAGAGAAAUGAAAGGUUCAUCUGUUAGCAGGUUCAACGGCUCUCUGCACAGCUUCUGUUCAUACUUAAGUUUGGACAGAGAACGUCUUUGGUCAUGCAAUGACUUUGGUCAAAUCGUUUUGUGUGUUUUUUUUUCUUUUUCUCCUUGAUGUUGUGAGAGGAUGAUUGAAAGCGUUGCUUAAAUCAUGUAAGAAAAAAUGUACAAUAAAAGCCGCCGAGUAAUAAACACUGGUGUGGAUCAGAACU
Molecule: messenger RNA, 2301 nt
Organism: Oryzias latipes (Japanese medaka)
Lineage: Eukaryota; Metazoa; Chordata; Actinopteri; Beloniformes; Adrianichthyidae
Gene: cdc73
Product: cell division cycle 73, Paf1/RNA polymerase II complex component, homolog (S. cerevisiae)
Biological process (GO): positive regulation of transcription elongation by RNA polymerase II; transcription elongation by RNA polymerase II
Cellular component (GO): Cdc73/Paf1 complex
Molecular function (GO): RNA polymerase II complex binding
Source: RefSeq, a predicted model, not a curated record